AUCUCCAGGAUUUUAGCAGGCAUGUUUCUGGCAAAGGCAAUCCUGGAAGGGGCAGAUCGGGGUCUUGGGGGGGCCCUUGGAGGACUUCUUGAAGGAGGCGGCCAGGGAAGAGGAGGUGGAGGCAACAUCGGAGGGAUCAUUGGAGGAAUUGUCAAUUUUAUCAGCGAGGCUGUUGCAGCUCAGUAUGUCCCAGAGCCGCCUCCCCAGCAGCAGCGGCAUUUCACUACCGUGGAGGCCUCAGAAAGUGAGGAAGUCAGGCGGUUUCGGCACCAGUUUGCACAGCUGGCUGGACCCGACAUGGAGGUGGGUGCCCAUGACCUGAUGAAUAUUCUCAACAAAGUUCUUUCUAAGCACAAGGAUUUGAAGACCGAUGGCUUCAGCCUUGACACUUGCAGGAGCAUUGUAUCUGUCAUGGACAGUGACACGACAGGGAAGUUGGGCUUUGAGGAGUUUAAAUACCUGUGGAACAACAUCAAGAAAUGGCAGUGCGUUUUCAAGAAUUGUGACAGCAACCAUUCGGGCUCUCUUAGAGGCUCCCAGCUGCACAGGGCUGUGCAGGCUGCAGGCUUCCAGCUAAACGAGCAACUUUACCAAAUGGUUGUCCGCCGGUAUACUAGCGAUGAUGGCAGUAUGGAUUUUAACAACUUCAUCAGCUGCCUGGUCCGUCUGGACGCCAUGUUUCGCUCAUUCAAGUCCCUGGACCGUGAUGCGGAUGGCCUGAUUCAGGUGUCCCUCCGAGAGUGGCUGCAGCUGACCAUGUAUUCCUGAAGUGGAGGCAGAGAGGGUGAGACCCGCUGUGGAGGACAGGACAGUAGAAAGUCUUGCUGUGUGCACCACAAC
Messenger RNA from Phodopus roborovskii (desert hamster), 840 nucleotides. Its product is annotated as calpain small subunit 2. Lineage: Eukaryota; Metazoa; Chordata; Mammalia; Rodentia; Cricetidae. Gene Ontology annotation, molecular function: calcium ion binding. The record is from RefSeq and is a predicted model, not a curated record. The transcript has a single exon. The coding region runs from base 22 to 768 and encodes 248 amino acids.